CCGAGGGUAUAUAGGGACCUGGACGCAUCGCGUGCGGACAGACCAGAUUACAGUCAGGAGAGUCGGUGGGGGGUUCCGUUAAACUAGCGACCACAGCAGGAGAGGACGCCACUUAUUAAGAUAAAAUUGUAUUAUUUCAAAAGGAUCAAUAAACGAAAUCAACACAAAGUAACAAAUGAACACGGGGACUUGGGCAGGACUGAACAGUGACCAGACACAGAGACGGUGGAGGAAAAGCAGAUCUGCAGGAGACAGAGGAGGUGUUUUAUCUGUGAAGGAGACGCAGAGGAGGUGUUUUAUCUGUGGAAGAGGUGGCAGCUGGAUUAGCUGCUACUGAGAGGAAGGACUGACGCGAGUGAACGAGUGUGUGUGAGAGAAGCAAAGAGGGGAAGAGAGAGACAUCGGACCUGAGGGAGAGGAGCCGCCGUGCGUGCGCGUGGUUCUCGGAGGGAUUAUCCUGCUGACCCGUGCGGUCAGUCCAUCGGGAGCGGCGCUGUUGCCUUGGAUUUGGGCUCAGGGUCCUCCUGAUCUCUAGCGCCGCGCUACGCUGAAUCGAGGAGGAAGAGGAGGAAAGAGUCACGAUGAAGUACAGCAGCUACAGCUUCCCCCUGGCGCAGUACUCCCCCACGCGCUACAGCAGCUACACGCCGUCGUCCACCUACACGCCCUCGGCGGUCAGCAGCUACUCGGCCGCCACGCAUUACACGCCCACGUCCCACCUCACUUCCUCCCACUACACGCCCACCCACUACUCGUCCUCGUCCACAGCGUCCAAGUACCUGCCGUCCAGCUACUCGUCCUCCUACACGCCGUCCCUCUACACACCUGUGGCGCAAAUUAAGCUGUCCUCCAUUACCGUCCCUGUAGAUCCCUCGUCC
Messenger RNA from Alosa alosa (allis shad), 878 nucleotides. RefSeq names its product DNA-directed RNA polymerase II subunit RPB1-like. The transcript has a single exon. The annotation marks the transcript as partial. The record is from RefSeq and is a predicted model, not a curated record. Lineage: Eukaryota; Metazoa; Chordata; Actinopteri; Clupeiformes; Clupeidae.